CGCUUGGUCCCUGCAGGCUCUUGGAGAGUCUGGGCGCCUCUUCUGCGGCUUUCGGUGCAGAGCCGGCCGUGCACCUAGCUGCAUCUUCACGAGCACUGCCUUCCUCCUCCUCCUCCAGUUAGGGGACUAGCCAUGCUGCACUGGGGAUACGAUGAGGACAACGGACCUUCUCACUGGAAGGAAGUUUUCCCCAUUGCUAAUGGAAACCGUCAAUCUCCUAUUGAUAUCCGAACUCAGGACACGAAAUAUGACCCCACUCUGCGUCCUCUCAGGCCUAACUAUGAUCCUGCUUCUGCUAAAGUCAUUCUUAACAAUGGACACUCCACUAGUGUAGAAUUUGAUGACACUGAAAACAAAUCAGUGCUGAGUGGGGGUUCACUCACUGGAAACUAUAGGCUGCGCCAAAUUCAUUUCCAUUGGGGCCCCAGUGAUGACUUUGGCUCUGAGCAUGCAGUGGAUGGAACAAAAUUCGCAGCAGAGCUUCAUGUGGUCCAUUGGAAUGCAGAAAAAUACUCCAGUUUCGUUGAGGCUGCUCGCCAGCCAGAUGGAUUAGCAGUCAUGGCUGUUUUCUUAAAGGUGGGUGAGUGUAACUCACAGCUGAAGAAAAUCACAGACCUUUUAGAUGCAAUUAAAGUUAAGGGUAAGCAGCGCACGUUCACCAACUUUGACCCCUCCUGUUUGCUCCCUCGUUCCCUGGACUACUGGACUUAUCUUGGGUCUCUCACUGUUCCUCCUCUUCUUGAAAGUGUCAUCUGGAUUGUUCUCAGAGAGCCUAUAAACAUUUGCUCUGAACAGCUGGCAAAAUUCCGCAGCAUCCUUUGUACUGGUGAUGGAGAAGUCGCCUGCCGCAUGCUGAAAAAUUUUAGACCCCCACAGCCUCUAAGGGGCCGGGAAGUGAGAAGAAACUAAAGGAGGAGCAAAAGCAAAGAUGAUCCAUUAUAACUGAGGCAUUCUUUAGGAAGGCUAUCUUAUGUUGUUUUGUGGGGGGUUUUGUGAGUGAUUUUAAAGAUCAAGAUACCUUAUACUUUAGGACAUGAGUCAGCCAAUAUUAUUGUCAGUUGUAUUUUUUUGCUGGCAGUGAUUUAAGCAUGUGCUUAAUUUUCCCACUGAAAACAAUAGGACUAUAAAUUCUGGAUUGUGCCAUAAGUUUUAACAGAUAAGUAGUAUUUUAGCUCAGGUGUUUUAAUGAAUAGGUACUAUUUUAUUGCUGUUGAGCUAUGGCAGGCACAUAUUACAUAUUACAAAAAACAGAGUUUGAAUUAUGCACAAUAAAGUUAGGUACUAUUGCACUGUAAUUUAUUAAGAUAUAGUCCUUUGAGCAAAAUGGAGUUCAGAGUUAUAGCACUUGAGCCAGUGUUCUGUUCUGUGGCCUUAAUGAAUGCAUCGUAGGAUUCAAGUAUGGUGGUGAUUGGCUAAAAGUCAAUUGGAAAUGGUUUAGAAGGACAGAGUUAAGUGAUCCCUUUCAGUCCUUUCCAUCUUCUUGUGAGUCCAAGUGGCUUUUCCCAAAGACCUUUGGGAGUUGCAGAUUAAACUUUCUCUACUGGUGCCCUGAGGCAUCUCUUUUGACUCUGUAUUUGAGGGAAAGUAAAUAAGAUGUUCCUAAAUAUCUUCCAUUGUCUGUAGCUAAGUAUUAUGUAUGUUUUAAAUAUGGUAAAGAUAGUUAAAAGCCCUCAAAGUUUAUCCUUUUUGCCCCACUUGUAGGGGAGCCUCAUUUUUGUUUUAAUCACCAACUGCCAUCAGAAUAGUUUGAACAAAGUCUUGAAGGCGCAGCGGCACCCAGUGGCUGCAACUGUACUUUGCAGUCAGAAAUUGGGCAGUGAGCAAGAUUUGUUCUCAGAUUUUCAGUAACAGAACAGAGGCCUCAAACAAGAGGCCUCAAACAGGAGACAUGUGGAUGCUUUUGACACAGAUAUCCCCUGCAUUUCCCCAGUAACAUGUAGCUGGAAACAAAACACACACACACACAUCGUGGAACUAUUAUGUUAGUUGUUACCCAUUCCCUGUAAAUGCCAGUCAUUGAAGUGGGAGGAGAUUAUUCUUCAAUGAGGAUCAGUGUUUGGGAUUUAUUUUUCAGCUACGCAUACUGAGGAGAUACAGGGAGUGGUAUCCAUACGUUUUCCUCUUAAUUUGUAGUUUGGACAUGAGAAUAGGCCUGAUUGAAUGUUGGCAAGGUAGAAUUGUGUAUAUUCUGCUGAGUACAUAGAACAGACAUGGAAAUAAUAUGGAAUGAUGGAGAUGAUGGUUGGAUGUGGCAUGUCUUUUUUUUCUCUCCUACACCCCCUUUCCCUCCCUUUAACAUGGAAUUGUACCUAUUAUUUAAGUUUUGUCUGAUAAGCUUGUGUGGUGUCAGAGACCAAAUGUUUCCUGUAAUUACUUUGAAGGAUUAAGAAUUGUUGCCUCAGAAGAGGAAGCAGUAAGGUUUGAGUUGAGCUGAUGGAUGUUCUCAUAUUAGAAAUGCAGGAAUGGGGAGCUAUGUUCUAAUUUAUUAGCAAUAAAUUUAAAAAAUAUAUUCUGUAAUGUUAUAUUUAUGUGUUAAAGUCAAUAAAAACAAAUUUUCUGAA
Molecule: messenger RNA, 2561 nt
Organism: Heteronotia binoei (common prickly gecko)
Lineage: Eukaryota; Metazoa; Chordata; Lepidosauria; Squamata; Gekkonidae
Product: carbonic anhydrase 13-like
Exons: 7
Coding region: 133-909 (258 amino acids)
Cellular component (GO): cytoplasm
Molecular function (GO): carbonate dehydratase activity; zinc ion binding
Source: RefSeq, a predicted model, not a curated record